This is a messenger RNA of Phyllostomus hastatus (greater spear-nosed bat), 2241 nucleotides long. It is a transcript of the gene SLC35E4, whose product is annotated as solute carrier family 35 member E4. The record is from RefSeq and is a predicted model, not a curated record. Gene Ontology annotation, molecular function: antiporter activity. NCBI's taxonomy places the organism in Eukaryota, Metazoa, Chordata, Mammalia, Chiroptera, Phyllostomidae. The transcript is spliced from 2 exons. Gene Ontology annotation, cellular component: Golgi apparatus. Bases 650 to 1702 code for a protein of 350 amino acids.
UCGUGGAGCCUCGCCCGCCUGGCCUGGCCUGGGCUGGAGCCGGGCGGGAGCUGCUGUCUGAUCCACAGCCGCAGCUCGAGCCGCAGCCGAAGCACCGGCUCGCUGCCGGAGUGAAGCCGAGCCGAGCCGAGCCGAGCUCACUGCCUGGCACCCGCCGGAGCGCGGGCCUGGGCGCAGUCGGAGGCAGCGAACCGCGACUACCAGGCACCACCGAACACGGGCACAGAAGGUUGGAUCACCCCUACCAGGCCUGGGCAUGGCCUGAACACGCAGGCGAUCGCGGAUUCUGGACCAAAGAGGACAAGGAACAAGGAUUCCAUCCAAUAUAGCGUGGGCACUAGGCAGGAAGAAGAAUAGAGACCUCACCUGGCAAGGGGCAGAGGUGCCCCGAGCUUACUAGGCCAGGACUGAGCACCAGAGAGCCUGGCAUCUCCAGCAGCCGCCACCUGGGCUCUGCCCUGCUUGAGCCGGAACACAGCUCUUGGACGUUGGCUGGCACAGGCCUGGCAGAAGAAGCGGUUCUCUCACCUGUCUGAAAGGAAAGUUGGGAUCUGAGAAACCAGGACCUGGCCUGGACCAAAGGGGCUCUCUGGUGGCUCAGAGCUGGUUCCUGGGGAGCUGGCCUCCUGCCCCAGCCCCACUGGUCCGGAUGUGCCGCUGUCCUCUGGAGCACCAUGACGGCAGGAUGACCUCUGCUGAGGCAGUGGCAGAGACUAGCGGUGCCCGGGUGGCUGGGUCCCCCGAGUGGCCCCCUGAUACCCACCAGGCCCCCGGGUGGCCUGGCCGGACCCGGGUGGCCGUGGCAGCACUGGUGUGGCUGCUGGCGGGAGCCAGCAUGUCCAGCGUCAACAAGUGGAUUUUCACGGUGCACGGCUUUGGGCGGCCCCUGCUGCUCUCGGCGCUGCACAUGCUGGCAGCAGCGCUGGCAUGCCACCGGGGAGCGCGGCGCCCCAUGCCCAGCGGCACCCACCGCCAAGUGCUGUUGCUCAGUCUUACCUUUGGCACCUCGAUGGCCUGCGGCAACGUGGGCCUGAGCACUGUGCCCCUGGACCUGGCACAGCUGGCCACCACUACCACGCCACUGAUCACACUGGCCCUGUCGGCGCUUCUGCUCGGCCGUCGCCACCACCCACUGCAGUUUGCCGCCAUGGGCCCACUCUGCCUGGGGGCUGCCUGCAGCCUGGCUGGGGAGCUCCGGUCACCACCUGCCGGCUGUGGCUUCCUGCUGGCCGCCACCUGCCUUCGCGGCCUCAAGUCCAUUCAGCAGAGUGCCCUGCUGCAGGAGGAGAGGCUGGACGCGGUGACCCUGCUGUACGCCACCUCGCUGCCCAGCUUCUGCCUGCUGGCGGGCGCGGCCCUGGUGCUGGAGGCCGGCAUGGCUCUGCCGCCUGCUCCCACCGACUCGCGCCUCUGGGCCUGCAUCCUGCUCAGCUGCCUCCUGUCCGUGCUCUACAACCUGGCCAGCUUCUCCCUGCUGGCCUUCACCUCUGCCCUCACGGUCCACGUCCUGGGCAACCUCACUGUCGUGGGCAACCUCAUCCUGUCCCGGCUCCUGUUUGGCAGUCGCCUCAGCGCCCUCAGCUACGUGGGCAUUGCGCUCACCCUUUCGGGAAUGUUCCUUUAUCACAACUGCGAGUUCGUGGCCUCCUGGGCCGCCCGCUGGGGCUUCUGGCGGAGGAACCAGCCUGGCAAGGGUCUUUGAGACCUGGGGGGACCACAUGGGCUAACUGGGAUAGCCCCAGCCCAAAUCUGACCUUAGCCAGUGGCCGUGGGCAAGGUGGAGAGCAGGCAGCCACUGGGGCCGUGGGAGAGAGAGGCGCCUUCGGGAAAGGCGACCUUGGAGGCUGGAAUGGGACCUCCCAGAGAGACCCGCCUGUCCCUGCCUGCCUCCCCUCGUCGCGGACCCCACUCACCACUGGAUGGUGGGUUCAAGCCUGGCACGACCACCACGCUUGUCAGAGUAAUUAUUACUGAUAUCAGUGACUAUGCCAAACAUCGCUGGCCAAACUUAGAGAACCUCACGGUGUUCCGAUGACGACGAUGACGAUUCUUGGCAGUUGCACAAUCCUUCCUCCAGGGAGGGGGGAGGCAGCUAGGGCGCCCAGAGAGGGGCUUCUUGCUGCUGGGCUCCCCUGGGGAGGUGGGGGUCUUGUGUGCCAACCCCUGGCAGCUACUGUGGCCUCACCCCUGGGCCCCCCAAUUUUGGGUCUUCCGUCCUCAAAUAAACUAUUUUUGCUUGUA